AUGCUGGGGAAGCAGCGGCAUCCUCCGCUCCUUCGGCUGCGGAAGAUGCUGCGGCAGUGGUCCAGCGGCAGGGAGGAAGGGAGGCCGCCCAGGGAGAGGGCCUUCCCCGGGAUCUACGUUUGCGCCAGAUGCGGCUACGAACUCUUUUCCAGCAAAACAAAAUACGCCCAUUCGUCCCCAUGGCCGGCGUUCACCGAAACCAUCCACAUCGACAGCGUCUCCAAAUACGAAGAGCGCCCAGGUGCCUUGAAGGUGCUCUGCGGGAAGUGUGGCAACAGUCUGGGCCAUGAAUUUCUCAACGACGGCCCAAAGAAGGGUCAGUCUCGCUUCUGAAUAUUCAGCAGCUCUCUCAAGUUCGUCCCUAAAGACAAGAAGAACUUGAGAGAGUAGCCAUCUGUCUCCCGGAGACGCCCACACGCCUUCUAAACCUCCCUGCGCUUAGACGCCGCAGCUCCGGACCGACCGAUUGAGGGAGACCCACUGGUCUGGCCCUUCCGCUCGACUUGGGGGUGUUCGCAAAGGCCGAAAGGAUUCCCGGAUGAGACGGAAACGGGGGCCACUGCCUUCACGGCUUACCGGUGGCGGGUGAUCCCGUGCCACCAGCAGAGAGAGAGAGAGCGCCCCCUUCUGCUUCCAUCUUGACUUCCAUCUCGGGGCCCAGCUGGAUUCAGUCUCUUCUUCCCAGCAAUCCUCUCUCCC
Molecule: messenger RNA, 699 nt
Organism: Gekko japonicus
Lineage: Eukaryota; Metazoa; Chordata; Lepidosauria; Squamata; Gekkonidae
Gene: MSRB1
Product: methionine sulfoxide reductase B1
Exons: 4
Molecular function (GO): peptide-methionine (R)-S-oxide reductase activity
Source: RefSeq, a predicted model, not a curated record